UAUCCAGCACAAAUCUACCAUGAAGUCAUUGUAAAGAUUACAUUUACUCAAAACAAUAUUCUUGACUUUUGAGUCAAGAUAUUUGAAAACUAUUUGUGAUAUAGUAAUUAAGGCGUGAUACUAGUUUGAGAAUACAGGGCCCAAUAGAUGGCCCCCGUUUAGGUUGCCUGCAGUCAUGGUUACGGCAGCGAGCGCGAACAGACGUGUAUCGAAAGCGCGGAGCCGAAUAAAGAGCGUUUCUAAACUAUAACUGCCGUGCCUGUUGCUCGAGAUCCUGACCCCAGUCUAUUACGUAUUAACGAGCAAUUUCAAUCGCGCCGACUAGUCGCUACGCUGGAUAACGCGUCGAUCCUCUCUCAUCAUGAUCAAGGAGGAAAUGGAGCUGCACGAGGUUCGUGCCAAGAGGAUGGUGUGCCGUAGAUUUUGGUACACCCUACCAGAACGCAUAUCCAGGACGGUGGAACAUUUUUUUUAUCGGCUUGGAGUGCACAUCGCCCAAAAGCCGUACAGGUGGAUGCUCGGAUGUCUCGUGGUGGUGCUAGUCUGUCUCUUAGGCCUGCUCCGUUUCCGUCAGGAAAAGAAUCCCCUCAGGCUUUGGGUACCACCGGAUUCUGACUUCGUGAGAUCCACCGAAUGGCUGAUGUCGCACUACUCGGAGGCUCUGCGAAUUGAAACGUUUAUUCUAACUGGCGAUAAUCUCUUAGAACAGCAAACGCUUAUUAAGUUAAAUGAAAUUACUAAACAAAUGAUGACUACUCGGACACCCGAGAACAUUUCUUGGACAGAUGUUUGUAUGAGAGUUCCUGCUAUUUCUGGUUCUCUGUACAGACAGAAGAGACAAAGUUCUCUAUUGGAAGACAAUUUUUUUGAUGACGAUCACACUUCUAAUGUUAAUCAAACAUUUGAGCCGUCCAUUCAUGUUGAUAGUAAUACGUAUUGCAGUAUAAUCGAGAGUUUGCCUAUGAGUUGCCUUGUGUUUAGCAUCUUGGAUUUAUGGGAUUUUGAUAGCGACAAAAUUGAGAAAGAUUCCACAGAAGAAAUUAUCACAAAGGUAAAUACGGUAAAAGUGAGUCCCAGAUUGGGCCACACCAUGAAUUUCAGUGAACUUCUGGGAGACGUAACUCUAGAUGAGAGGGGUAGAAUCAUUGCUGCGGGAGCCAUAAGAACUGAUAUGAUGGUUCAUGUUAGUUUUCUCAAUGUAGACAUGGAUAAAAUUGGAAAUAACGCGGGGACUGCUGAUUGGGCAACAGAGGACGUAUUGAAAUGGGAAUCAGCUUACCUAGAAAAUGUAAUAAAUCUUUCGAACCAACUGCAAAGCGAGAGAAAUAUGAAUGAUUCCUUGAAGCUUUAUUACGAAGCUGGUAGAAGUUUCGGAGAUAUUUCUGCAACAUCCAUAUUUCAAGAUAUGGACAAAUUGGUUAUAGGAAGUGUAUUAAUGUUUUUAUACGUCUUAACGAUUUUGUCAAAUCAGAAUUGGGUAGAAUGGCGGUUUUGUCUCACUGGUACCGGUCUUUUGUGCGUGGGUGCUGCGUUUAUAUUUGCGGUGGGAAUAUGCUCUCUAAUCGGAAUUCCGUACGGUCCAGUGCACACGUCAUUACCAUUUAUGCUCUUGGGUUUAGGGAUAGACGAUAUUUUUGUACUUAAUGCAUCUUGGAAACAGAUACAUACCGAUGAAUCAAAUUUAAAUAAGCCACUAACAGAAAGAAUUGGACUUGCAUUGGGUCAUGCCGGUUCUGCUAUCAGUAUUACUUCACUCACCGAUGUCGUGGCAUUUAUCAUCGGUGCUUCUACAAUAUUACCUUCACUUCAAUCAUUUUGUAUUUAUGCUGCUGUGGGCGUAUUUGUGACAUUUUUAUUACAAAUCACAUUUUUUACUGCCUGCUUUACCUUGGAUGCUAGGAGAAUAGAACGGAAAAGAAAUGGGAUGUUACCAUGUAUCGUGCAUGAAAACUUUACGCCCAAGUCAUUAGACAUCAGCAAUGCAAUUUCCUGGAAAUUUAUAAACUUUUUGUAUUCGAAGAUAGUAUUGACUACGCCUGGGAAAAUUAUUAUAGUAUUAAUUACUCUUGUAACAAUGUCUAUAAGCAUUACCGGUUUGCUUCGAUUGCAACAAUGGUUUGAUCCAACAUGGUUGUUACCGAAAGAAUCGUAUUUGAAUGAAUAUAUAGCUCUCCGAUAUCAAGCAUUUCCUGAUCAAGGAUUUAAUGCUUUUGUCCUUAUGGGAGAUGAUAUUGAUUACUCCUCUGAAUUUCCUAAGAUAAUAUAUAUGACAGAACGCUUACAGAAUGCGUCUUUUAUACAAACCAUAGAACCUUGGCCGAUUGAUUUUGCGAAAUUCGUGUCAACGUAUUAUACCACAGAUUUAAGGACUACGAAGAUCGCAGACGACGAAUUCCACCACUAUCUAUCGAAAUUUCUUUUUAGUCGAGGUGGUGGUAAAUAUCAGAGAAAUUUCUUUUUUAACGAGAAGUUACGAUGUGGUAGGGAUGCCCCACGAAUCAUAUCAGCAACCAUUGACUUCAACUUUAGACAAUUUAAGGGACCUGACGAAUGGGUUCCAGCGAUGGAUAACAGUAAACUUUUAACGAACGAAGCGCAAAUUCAUGGAUACGUAACGGUGUGGAGUAAAAUGUUUGGACCUUGGACUGCCGACAAACUAAUUGGUCAAGAAGUAUCGCGAAACAUCAUCUUGGCAUUAAUCUGCGUUAUGGGUACCACAACCUUCCUGAUCGCUGAAGUGCAGACUUGUUGUUGGAUCUUACUCUGUGUACUUCUCACGCUACUAAACGUUUGUGGCUAUAUGUAUUUCUGGGGACUAACGAUAGACGUAGUGUCCUGUAUUGGUCUCGAGCUGGCUGUUGGUUUAAGUGUGGAUUACGCGGCACACGUCGCACACGCUUUCCUGAAUGCUGAGUCGCGAGAAGAUGACGAUAAUGCUCGCAGGACCCGAACAUUAACCGCAGUUAGGCACAUCGGCGCAGCGGUCGCAUAUGGAGCGGGUUCAACAUUUCUCGCCGUCUCGCUUCUGGCCUUUUCGACGUCCUACGUGUUCGUCGCUUUCUUCCGGAUAUUCUCUUUAGUAAUUAUGUUCGGGCUCUGGCACGGGCUGAUUCUGUUGCCAGUCAUAUUGAGCACUAUUGGGCCGCAGAGUUUACGUGUGAUACAACAACCGCAACCGAUGUCCGAGAAGGCCAUUGCUGCGGCUGAUGAUGAAGAUUGA
This is a messenger RNA of Temnothorax curvispinosus, 3220 nucleotides long. RefSeq names its product NPC intracellular cholesterol transporter 1 homolog 1b-like. Lineage: Eukaryota; Metazoa; Arthropoda; Insecta; Hymenoptera; Formicidae. The transcript has 10 exons. The record is from RefSeq and is a predicted model, not a curated record. Bases 362 to 3220 code for a protein of 952 amino acids. Gene Ontology annotation, cellular component: membrane.